GUCUUGGCCUUUUUCAUGUCCCUUUCAUCAAUCAAAGAGGCCCCAUUAUUUUUCCUCUGUUCUCAUGGAAUCCAAGGACCCAAAGCUUCAGUUGCAAGAGGUGCACAGCUUCUUGACCCGUCUCCCAACCCCGGACAUGGCAGACAACAGGCCUGCAGCAGAGAUCAAAGACCUCCAAAUUGUGGCGGCAAACAAAGACGAUAGCAAGAAGCAGUUGGCGCCAAAGAGAGUCUCCAACAAGGACCGGCACAAAAAGGUGGAUGGUCGAGGUAGAAGAAUACGAAUGCCAGCUCUGUGCGCAGCCAGAAUCUUUCAGUUGACAAGAGAAUUAGGUCACAAAUCCGACGGAGAGACAAUCCAGUGGCUGUUGCAGCAAGCCGAGCCAUCCAUCAUUGCUGCAACUGGAUCGGGGACUAUCCCGGCCUCAGCUCUUGCAGCUGCAGGGGCCUCUGUUUCGGAACAGGGGAACUCUGUUUUGGCUGGUUUGCAUUCCAAGUUGGAUGAAUUGGGACCAGGUAUGGGGAGUAGGAGCAACUGGACUAUGAUGAGUGGCAAUUUAGCUAAAUCCCAUAUAGCAGCAACUGGGAUGUGGCCCUCUUUGACUGGAUUUGGAUCAGGGUUUGUUCAAAAUUCCGGCUUUUCAACAUCCAAUUCAGGGAACGAAAACUCGAAUUUCUUGCCUAGGAUUGGGUUCCAUGGGUUAGAAUUCCCAAACAUGAGUCUGGGGUCAAUGAAUUUUUCCACAAUUUUGAGUGGAACUAAUCAGCAGCUUCCAGGUUUGGAGCUUGGACUUGCUCAGGAGGGUCAUUCUGGGGUUUUCAACUCUCAAGCAAUGAACCAGUUUUACCAGCAGAUGAAUCAGCAACAAGAAGAACAUCCUGAUGAUGAUGACUCCCAAGAAUCAAAACAUUAGAAGUAAAGAACUGAAUUUGUUAUACAGGAUUGCCCUUUUUUGCUGCAAAUUUCACCGAACUCUCCAAAAACAGUUUUGACAAUGAAGAGUGAAGUGCUUGAAGAUUGAUUGUGGUUUCUUUCUUUUUGAGGUGUGUUAUUGAUAUAUAUAUAUAUAGUAGUCCUCUUAUAGGCAAAUUAAAUUGCUUUGCUUUUAUUAUAUUUGAAUGGAGGUAUAUAGUGUUCUGAAAAUGAACUAAAAGUCUCAGAAUUGUUGUUA
This is a messenger RNA of Cornus florida, 1171 nucleotides long. RefSeq names its product transcription factor TCP20-like. Gene Ontology annotation, cellular component: nucleus. The transcript has 2 exons. Gene Ontology annotation, molecular function: DNA-binding transcription factor activity; sequence-specific DNA binding. The record is from RefSeq and is a predicted model, not a curated record. Lineage: Eukaryota; Viridiplantae; Streptophyta; Magnoliopsida; Cornales; Cornaceae. Bases 65 to 913 code for a protein of 282 amino acids.